Molecule: messenger RNA, 2627 nt
Organism: Cydia amplana
Lineage: Eukaryota; Metazoa; Arthropoda; Insecta; Lepidoptera; Tortricidae
Product: protein kinase C-binding protein NELL1-like
Exons: 17
Coding region: 159-2525 (788 amino acids)
Molecular function (GO): protein binding; heparin binding; calcium ion binding
Source: RefSeq, a predicted model, not a curated record
GCGCGGUGGGGCGGGGCGCGGCGGCGGGGGAGGCGGGGAGGACUUGGAGGGUGCGUGAAGGCGCUUGCAUCGAUCGCGCGGGGCGACCGGCGGCGCGGCGGCCGCUCAGUCCGCCGGGACGGCCGGCGAGAACGCGCGUGUGAUGCGCCACCGCUGAGAUGGCCGGCGCUCGGGCGCUCGUGGCCGCCUGCUGCUGGUGGUGGCUUACGAUCGCAGCCGCCACCGAGCUAGAUCUGCUGGGCGCUCUGUCGCUACACAACACGUCGCGCGCCGGCGUGAGCGUCGCGCCGGGCAUGCAGCCGCAGCGCACCGCCUACACCCUGCAAGGGGAUUCGCGGUCGCUGCAGGUGGAAGGCGCGGCGUUCGAGCGCGCCGCCGAGCUGCUGCGCAGGUCGCCCGAGUUCACGGUGCUGGCUUCCCUCAAGCAGGAGCCCGCCAACUCCGGCACCAUUCUCUCUUUCUCCCACGGGUACAACAGGUACCUGGAGGUGCAGUCGAGCGGACGCCGAGACGAAGUGCGCUUGCACUACGUUGCGGCGGGAGAGGCGCGCGAGGCGGGCGAGGCACGCGUGGAGACGUUCCCGUUCCGACUCGCGGACGGCGCGUGGCACCGCCUGGCGCUAGCCGUGUCGGGCGCGCAGGCCACGCUCCUCGUCGACUGUCAUCCACUCUACCGCCGCCUCAUCGCGCCGCCCGAUCGUAACUUCACGCAGCCGCAACUCACGCUCUGGGUCGGGCAGAGGAAUAGCAAGCAUUCAUUAUUCAAGGGUACUCUACAAGACGUGCGGCUGGUGAGCGGGCCGCACGGCUACCUCGCGCAGUGCCCGGGGCUGGACUCGGAGUGCCCCACGUGUGGCCAGUUCGCGCUGCUGCAGGCCACCGUGCAGGAGCUCACCACACACAUCCAUGACCUUUCGCUUAAGCUGGUGGGCGCGGAGGCGCGGCUGGCGCGGCUGGAGCAGUGCGACUGCCAGAAGUCGUGCUACUCCAACGGCUCCGUGCACGCCGACGGCGCCACCUGGAAGUCCGGGGACUGCAAUCGCUGCUCCUGCGUGCACGGAGAAAUAACGUGCAGGCCAGUUGAGUGCGAAAGAACCGACUGCAAGAACCCAGUGCUACCUCCCGGAGCAUGCUGUCCAACGUGUUUAAGGCACUGCUUGCUGAAGGGCACACUGUACGAGCACGGCGACCGGUUCGCGCCGAAGGAGUGCGCGGAGUGCGUGUGCCACGACGGCAACAUGCAGUGCACGCGCGUCGACCCCGACAGCGCCUGCCCGCCGCUGCCCUGCGACCCGCCCGACCAGUUCACCGUGCCCGGCGAGUGCUGCAAGUUCUGUCCGGGAGUGGACUACUGCAGUAUGGGGCACACAUGCGACGAGAAUGCGACAUGUAUGAAUCUCAACACCAAGUACACUUGUAAAUGCAACCAGGGCUACGAAGGCGAUGGCAUUACUUGUGAAGAUGUGGACGAAUGUAGUGAAGCCGGCGGUCUGUACGGACACCACUGCCACUCCAACACGCGCUGCGUCAACGAGGUGGGCGGCUACCUUUGCCAGUGUCUGCCCGGAUAUACCAGGAGAGACAAGUUCAAUUGUGUCGAGGUGGACGAGUGCGCGGGCGACACGCACGGCUGCCACGAGGCGGCGGAGUGCAGCAACACGCCCGGCUCCUACACGUGCCGGUGUCGCGACGGCUACGAGGGCGACGGUUACACCUGCACGCCGAUCUGCACGGGCGGGUGCCUGAACGGCGGGUCGUGCGUGGCGCCGGAGCGGUGCUCGUGCUCGGGCGGGUUCGGCGGCGCGCGCUGCGAGCGCGACCGCGACGAGUGCCGCGACCCCGACGUGUGCGCGCCCAGCGCCGAGUGCGUCAACACGCCCGGCUCCUACUACUGCGUGUGCCGCGCCGGAUAUCGGAAACACCCGCUGCGGGACCAUUGUGAAGAUGUAGACGAGUGCGCGCUAGGCGAGCACACGUGUCCGAAGCACGCGCGCUGCGUCAACAACGACGGCGGCUUCAGCUGCGAGUGCGAAGUGCCCGACUGCGAGUUAGGAUGCUGGUGGCAGGGCGAGAUGAAGCGUGACGGGUCGCACUGGAGCGAGGCGGGCGGCUGCCGCGCGUGCGCCUGCGGCCGCGGCGUGGCCGCCUGUCGCCGCGCGCCCUGCGCCUGCGACGACGGCAACUCCACCGCGCAGGUGUCGGGGUUCGCGCCGGCGGCGUGCUGUCCGCACUGCGAGCCGCGGUUCCACUGCCGGCACCAGGAGAUGCACCACGUCACCUUCCGCAGCGGCGAGCGCUGGCUCUACCAGUGCCAGAUCUGCGAAUGCCUGCUGGGCGAGGUUGACUGCUGGGAGCCGGCGUGCGAGGAGAGCGGCGCGUGCUGCGCGCGCGAGGGAGCGGGACAGGGCGCGUGGCGCGCGCACCGCCUGCAGCUGGCCGGCUGCCAGCUGCCGCACUGCCGCGCCUGCCAGGGAGGCCAGUGUGCUACUUUGGUGAGCAAUCUCGCGUGUUGUGUGCAUCGGUAACCACCCCACUCUUUUAUUCAUUCAUACAUUGCUAUAUUAACAAGUGUUUAUUUGUCGCUCGUGUUUAGGUUGGAUUUGUUAAGAGGCGCCCAUAUAUUGGCU